UGAAGUAGCAAUUACUGGGCCUGUACCGUUUCUGGGAAUCCGCCUCUCACUACUGGUGUAGACAUUUCCAGUGAAGCUACCUUUGCAUUUGAAGCUACCUAUAUGCGAUAACUGCUAUUUUGUUUGUCUUUCUCUGUUCACCAUACAGCCAAUUUCAAUGUACCACGAUCCGUUCCUCUGCAGUAGUUAAUUCGUCGGAUUCAGAGAAAGAGGUUCUACUUGGGUGGGUCUCUUUGCAAGAAUGGAUUUGCGUAAUUCAGCACCGUGCUUCUUCGCCGAAUUACUGGUAAUAUUAAUGAUCAAAACCACAUGUUGUCUGUCCAGUAUCACUUGGGAAGUGCAACGCUUUGAUGGUUGGUAUAAUAAUUUGGCCAAUCACAAUCGAGGUGCUGCAGGUUCUCCUCUCACGCGCCUUCUUCCUGCACGAUAUUCGGACGGCGUGUAUCAGCCUCUCGACGAGCCCCAGUUACCUAAUACACGCGAGGUCAGCAAUGUUGCCAUGAGUGGCCCUUCUGGUUGGCCCUCCAUGCGGAACAAGACUGUCCUCUCAGUAUUUUUUGGUUACCACGUUGUAUUUGAGAUUGUCGACUCCAGACAUUCUGGCUGCCCGCCAGAAUUUAUGGACAUUUCGGUUCCAAAAGGUGAUCCUGUUUUUGAUCCCAAUGCUACCGGAAAGACCCUGCUUCCAUUCCAGCGGGGCCAGUGGGCCAAAGACACCAGCCAGAGCCCCAACAACCCCCGUACACAGGUAAACCAUGUGACCGCCUGGAUAGACGGAAGCUCCAUCUACGGAUCGUCCAGUUCCUGGUGUGAUGCCCUGCGGAGCUUCUCGGGCGGCCGCUUGGCCAUGGCGCCUCUGCAGAACCUCCCCAGGCAGUCUGACCAUCUCUACUUUAUGUGGAACUCCGCAGACCCCUCUACUGGAGAGCAUGGGAGGCAUGGGCUCUAUGAAUUUGGGAAUGCCAGGGGCAAUGAGAAUGUGUUCACAGUGGCAGAGGGGAUUAUCUGGUUUAGAUACCACAAUUACCUGGCCUCCGAGAUGCAAGUACAACACCCGUCGUGGUCAGAUGAAGAACUGUUUCAAAAUGCCAGGAAAAGGGUUAUUGCCACAUUCCAGAAUAUUGUAUUUUAUGAAUGGCUGCCAGUCUACCUGGGGAGUGAGACUGUACCUUCCUACCCUGGAUACCAGAAAUAUGUGGAUCCUGGGAUCUCACCAGAAUUUCAGGCAGCUGCCAUGAGGUUUGGAUCCACUAUGGUUCCCCCUGGUGUUUACAUGAGGAACAGGACCUGCCACUAUCGGCACAUUAUCAAUAUCGAUGGAAGCACCGCUCCAGCCCUACGCGUGUGCAACAGCUUCUGGAACAGGAAGAACCCGAACCUGCAGGUGAGCCAGGAUGUGGAUGACCUCAUCAUGGGCAUGGCCUCGCAGAUUGCAGAGAGAGAAGACAACAUCAUUGUGGAAGAUUUAAGAGAUUACAUGUACGGUCCUUUACUGUUCUCCCGAACUGACCUGGUGGCCCUGACCAUCCAGAGGGGCAGGGACUCUGGUCUGCCCAGCUACAACCAGGCCCGCGUGGCAUUGAACCUAAAGCCAGUCACCAGGUGGGAGGAAAUCAACCCAGAGCUGAACCGGACUAGUCCACAGUUGUUCCAGGAUCUGGCUGCACUCUAUGGUAAUGACAUUUCCAAACUGGAGCUGUUCCCAGGGGGGCUCCUGGAGUCCUGGGGGGCCCCGGGGCCUGUUUUCUCCUCCAUAAUUCUCGACCAGUUUCUGCGCAUCAGGAAUGGAGACCGCUUUUGGUUUGAGAAUGUUCAAAAUGGUUUGUUCACAUCUGAGGAGAUAGAAGCCGUUCGUGAUACCACCUUCCACGAUGUGCUAAUCGCUGUUACCAGCGCAGAACCAGGGGACAUCCAGAAGAAUGUUUUCCUGUGGGAAGACGGUGAUCCCUGUCCACAGCCUCAGCAGAUACAUGUAAAUCACCUCCAGCCCUGCACCAACGCCACCACCCUCGACUACUUUGAAGGCAGCCAAGCUGGAUAUGGGAUCACUAUUGCGGCCUUGAUACUCCUACCUUUCGUAUGUUUUCUCUUUGCUGGUCUGGUGGCUUAUUUCCGUAAGUCCAAGUUCAAGAGGUUUCAGAAGAUGCAGCGGGCUGUAGAUAGCAAAGAGGAACUGGCUGUGGGAAUCUCAGCUGCUGAGUGGCAGGGCCCUAAAGAAGCCCUGCGGCCUGUGGCCCUGGAUCUGGACUCGCAGAGAAGGCUGCUGGUAAUGGACGCCAGUGGCAGCAGCACCCUCCGCUCCCUCCAGCUGGGAGGCCAGAGUCAGCUGGACAUUGUCCUCUCCAACAACCUCCAUCAACGGGCCCUGCUGCUCAAAGUCCCCAAAGAGUAUGACCUGGUGCUGUUUUUUGAGGACGAGAGCAAACGUGCUGAGUUUGUGGGACGUCUGCAGUGUGGCACGCCUGAAGAGGAGCUGGGCGUGGCCGUGAGGGAGAUGAGGGAGCAGGAGCUGCUGAAGGAGGCCGUGACCAGAGAGCAGAGGGCAAAGAUCGUGGAAACCUUCUUCAGGCACGCCUUCGCACAGGUCCUGGAUAUUGAGAAAAGUGAUGCGGGGGAUCUGAGUGCCGUACCAUGCAGUAGGACCAGGGAAGCUCUCCAGUGUGAGCUUACGGCUGCUGAGCUCGCUAAUGCCUUGGGCCUAAAGCCUGACUCUCUCUUUGUGGACUCCAUGUUCACUCUGGCUGACAAGGACGGCAAUGGCUACCUUUCCUUCCAGGAAUUCCUGGAUGUCAUCGUCAUCUUCAUGAAAGGUUCCCCUGAGGAAAAGUCCAAGCUUCUGUUCACUAUGCAUGACAUUAGUGGAGAUGGUUUCCUGUCCAAAGAGGAGUUCUCCAGAUUACUGAGGUCUUUCAUCGAAAUCUCCAGCAACUGCCUCUCCAAGAGCCAGGCGGAUAGGGCCAUCGAGGCCAUGCUGGAAGCCGCUGGCUUCGACAACAAGGAACACAUCACCUGGGAGGACUUCCACUUCCUGCUGCGCGACCACGAGAAGGAGCUGCAGUUCGCUCAGCUCAAUGUCAAAGGUAUGGAGAUGCAGGGCAGAAGGCGACCCCACAGGAGCCAGCGCGUGUCCUUCAUCACCACAGGAGUUCUACAGACCAACAUGGACAAUAAUUUGACCUACGGCAGUCAGGGGAAAGAGGGGCCAGAACUGCGCAGGAGAUUGCCGAAAAAAGCAGGGUUCAGCAGUCCACAUGUGUACGUGAAGCCCCGGAGAGAGAGGUACAACAGGAGCCGGCUGCAGCAGAGGAUCCAGCAGUUCAAGCGCUUUGUGGAGAACUACCGUCGCCACAUCGUCUGCUUCGCCAUCAUAUGUGGAAUCACUGCCGGUGUGGCUCUGGAGAGAUGCCUCCACUAUGGUUUACUGGCAUCGGCCAGUGGCCUCCCGGAAACCAGUGCAGUGGGCAUCAUUGUCGCCCGCGGCUCGGCUGCUGCCAUCUCCUUCCUCUUCCCCUACAUGCUGCUGACCGUCUGCCGCAACCUCAUCACCCUGGGCCGUGAGACCUUCCUUAACCGCUACAUCCCCUUCGACGCUGCCAUCGACCUCCACCGCUGGAUGGCCAUGGCCGCCAUCGUUCUCACAGUUGUUCACACCCUGGGUCAUGCGGUCAAUAUCUACAUCUUCUCUAUCUGCAAUCUCAGCAUCCUUGCCUGUCUGUUUCCCAAAGUUUUUUUCAAUGAUGGGUCUGAACUUCCACAGAAGUGGUCCUGGUGGUUCUUUCAGACAGUUCCAGGCAUGACCGGUAUUUUGUUGCUUUUCGUCUUGGCCGUCUUGUACGUCUUCGCCUCACGAUACUUUCGCCGUAUCAGUUUCCGUGGGUUCUGGAUCACCCAUAAGCUCUAUGUGCUUGUCUACACUUUGACUGUCGUCCAUGGUAGCUUCGCUCUCCUCCAACAGCCUCGAUUCUACAUCUACCUGAUCCCACCUGCCAUCCUCUUCCUUCUGGACAAGCUCAUAAGCCUCAACAGGAAGAAGGUGGAGAUCCCUGUGGUCAAAGCUGAGCUGCUUCCCUCAGGUGUGACCUACCUGGAGUUUAAGCGUCCUCAGGGCUUUGUGUACCGGUCGGGACAGUGGGUGCGGAUAGCAUGUCUGGUCCUGGGCACAGACGAGUAUCACCCCUUCACUCUGACCUCGGCCCCCCAUGAGAAGAAUCUGAGCCUGCACAUUCGAGCGGUGGGGCCUUGGACCACUCAGCUGCGUGAGGUCUAUGCCCCCGAUAUGCUAAAACAGCUGGGGGAGAACCCAAAGCUUUAUCUGGACGGGCCCUUUGGGGAGGGGCAUCAGGAGUGGAAGAGCUUUGAGGUGUCUGUCCUGGUGGGUGGUGGGAUAGGGGUCACUCCAUUUGCCUCCAUCCUCAAAGACCUGGUGUUCAAGUCCUCAGUGAAGUUCAGGGUUCAGUGCAAAAAAGUGUACUUCAUCUGGGUAACUCGUACCCAGAGACAGUUUGAGUGGGUAUCUGACAUCAUCAGGGAGGUGGAAGAGCAGGACACCCAGGAGCUGGUCUCUGUCCACAUCUACAUCACACAGCUGGCUGAGAAGUUUGACUUGCGGACCACCAUGCUGUACGUGUGUGAGCGGCACUUCCAGAAGGUGUGCAACCGCAGCCUGUUCACUGGCCUGCGCUCCGUCACUCAUUUUGGUCGACCGCCGUUCCUGUCCUUCCUCAGCUCUCUCCAGGAGGUCCACCCCGAGGUGGGCAAAAUUGGGGUGUUCAGCUGUGGACCCCCUGGCCUGACCAAGAAUGUGGAGAAAGCCUGUCAGCAGAUGAACAAGCGUGACCAGACUCACUUUAUGCACCACUUUGAGAAUUUUUAACUUGGCAACAGAUUGGCUGUACAUGGCCACCAUUUUACUAUGAAGGAAUAUACCCCAAAGAAGGAAACCAUGGAAAUGCUAAUGUGAACCUUCUUGUGCAGUACAGCUUUAGAAUGCAAGCUCCAUAUCAGAGGAGUACAAUCCAUGUGUAUUAAAUCGAAUACAGUGUGAAAUUCACUAUUUUCAAAGUAUGUAUCUAAAAUUUUAAUAAUAGGGAAUUUAAUGGUUUUUAAUAAUUUAUAAAAUAAUAAUAUAAUUUCAUGAUUAAUUCAUGAUUGGGCAGUUGUUAACAUUGAUUUCUUAAUUGCUGAUCAAAUCCCUGGAGUACUCAGUGGAGUAAUUUUGAACAAUAAAAUGUAAAUUUCUUACA
Molecule: messenger RNA, 5243 nt
Organism: Anguilla anguilla (European eel)
Lineage: Eukaryota; Metazoa; Chordata; Actinopteri; Anguilliformes; Anguillidae
Gene: duox
Product: dual oxidase
Exons: 34
Coding region: 242-4873 (1543 amino acids)
Biological process (GO): response to oxidative stress; defense response; superoxide anion generation
Cellular component (GO): plasma membrane; NADPH oxidase complex
Molecular function (GO): calcium ion binding; heme binding; superoxide-generating NAD(P)H oxidase activity
Source: RefSeq, a predicted model, not a curated record